CGGCGGGCGCUCGGAGCGUGAGGGCGCGGGCUGCUCCCUCAGUAGCGGGGGCGAGCGGGGGCCAGGGUGCGGGCGGCUAAGAUGAGUGAAAGGAGAAGAUCUGCAGUCGCCCUGAGCUCGCGAGCACAUGCCUUCUCCGUUGAAGCCUUGAUCGGCUCAAAUAAAAAACGGAAACUGCGAGACUGGGAGGAGAAGGGGCUGGACCUGUCCAUGGAGGCGCUGAGCCCCGCGGGCCCACUCGGAGACGCGGAGGACGCGGCCGCACACGGCCUGGAGCCUCACCCGGAUUCUGAGCAGAGCACUGGUUCAGACUCGGAGGUGCUGGCUGAGCGGACUUCCUGCUCCUUUGACACGCACGCUGACCUGGGCCCGGGUGCUGCAGGCCCUGUGCCUGCUGCCAUGGCUUCCAUGGAGGAGAUCCAGGUGGAGCUGCAGUGCGCUGACCUUUGGAAGCGGUUCCAUGACAUUGGGACGGAGAUGAUCAUCACCAAAGCGGGCAGGAGGAUGUUUCCUGCCAUGAGAGUGAAAAUCACUGGUCUGGAUCCACACCAGCAGUACUACAUAGCAAUGGACAUUGUGCCUGUGGACAAUAAAAGAUACAGAUACGUGUAUCAUAGCUCCAAGUGGAUGGUGGCUGGCAACGCUGAUUCCCCUGUGCCACCAAGAGUUUAUAUACACCCUGAUUCUCUAGCUUCCGGAGACACUUGGAUGAGACAGGUGGUCAGUUUCGACAAACUCAAGCUGACCAACAAUGAACUGGAUGAUCAAGGACAUAUCAUUCUGCACUCCAUGCACAAAUACCAGCCUCGAGUUCAUGUGAUUCGCAAGGAUUUCAGCAGCGACCUUUCACCCACCAAACCUGUUCCUGUUGGGGAUGGAGUGAAAACGUUCAACUUUCCUGAGACCGUGUUCACUACGGUCACAGCCUAUCAGAACCAGCAGAUCACCAGAUUAAAAAUUGACCGAAACCCUUUUGCUAAAGGAUUCAGAGAUUCUGGAAGAAACAGAACCGGACUGGAAGCCAUCAUGGAGACUUAUGCGUUCUGGAGACCCCCUGUACGCACACUCACCUUUGAGGAUUUCACCACCAUGCAAAAGCAGCAAGGGGGCAGCACAGGCACUUCCCCGACCACCUCCAGCACUGGCACACCAUCCCCUUCAGCUUCUUCUCAUAUUUUAUCUCCAUCCUGUUCUCCUCCAACUUUUCAUCUGGCCCCCAACACUUUCAACGUGGGCUGCCGAGAGAGCCAGCUGUGCAAUCUGAACCUCUCUGAUUACCCGCCCUGUGCCCGAAGCAACAUGGCUGCCUUGCAGAGCUACCCAGGGCUGAGUGACAGUGGCUACAACAGGCUGCAGAGUGGCGCUGCUGCAGCCACUCAGCCCUCUGAAACCUUCAUGCCUCAGAGGACUCCAUCCCUGAUCUCAGGAAUACCAACUCCUCCCUCGUUGCCUAGCAACAGCAAGAUGGAAGCCUAUGGUGGCCAGCUGGGGUCCUUCCCCACUUCCCAGUUUCAGUAUGUCAUGCAGGCAGGCAAUGCAGCCUCCACUUCCUCCUCGCCACACAUGUUCGGGGGCGGCCACAUGCAGCAGAGCUCCUACAAUGCCUUCUCUCUCCACAACCCUUACAAUCUGUACGGAUACAACUUCCCCGCUUCCCCUAGGCUGGCUGCCAGCCCAGAGAAACUGAGCGCCUCGCAAAGCACUUUACUCUGUUCUUCGCCUUCCAAUGGGGCCUUCGGAGAGAGGCAGUACCUGCCCACGGGGAUGGAGCACAGCAUGCACAUGAUCAGCCCUUCACCCAACAACCAGCAGGGGGCUAACACCUGUGACGGCCGGCAGUAUGGGGCGGUCCCAGGCUCCUCCUCCCAGAUGUCCGUACACAUGGUUUAAAGGCCAGUCCAAACACCAGCCAAGGCCCCAGAGUCUCCACCAUGGGCACCUCCUCCUCUUUGGGAGCCCACGGCCCUUGAAACACAGGAACUGCAUAUAUAUUUUUUUUCUGGAGGAGGAAAGCAUAUGCCCAAGGACAAGAGACAUUGAAGCCACUGAAGUAUACUCGUGAUGGAAUCAUCUUCAACCCAGUGGCCAUGCUCCUGCCUUCCCAAAGCUUAGUUUUAUAAAGCAUUGUCUACUCCAGAGUGUUCUUUGAAGAAACUGAAUAAUCAUUUUAUAAUAAUGUUAAGGGAGAUGCUAGUGUUUAGCAGCCAUGAAGUUAGCCACACACACAUACAGAAUGACCCAUACAUACAUACAUACAUACAUUCAUACACACAUAUGUUCACACAGACUCAUACACACAUACAUAUACAUGGCACACAGACUCAGAACUGGGCGAACUCUGUGGAGGGAGGCCCGCAAUGGGUAUUUUCGCCAAGAAUUGUCUGUGUACAACACUAGAUGGACCCGGCUGGCAGUACUGCCCACCUUUCUCCCCUGCAGCUGUCCCUGUUUCUGGAAUGAACCGUGUAUCCUGGAACCCCUUCCCAUCGAUGAAGGUGGGAAAACAUCAGAACUACAGCUGGACUUGGCUUCUUGAAGAAAAUUGUUUUUAAACUUUGGUUGUCUUCACUCAGUGUGACGUUCCCAGUGGUGCCGUGAAAAGAUGGAGAGAGAGAGAAAGAGAAAGAAUAGAGGGCAAGAGAGAGGCUGAGAGCAAGACUGACAGAGGAAGUGUGAGCAGUGAUGAGAGUUUCAAUUCACCAAGGAAUUGGUUUUGGUUUGUUUUCCCCGGCCCCCUGCAGGUUAUAGAAGGAAUCCUGGUGUUGAGGAGUGAGUGUCUCUGGGACUCUGUGCCUGGUCAAGGGCAGUGGUGAGAGGGACCGUGCAAGGAAUGAGUCUUGAUCCCACAGCUCUGACCAUUGUGAUCCAGAAGAGGGUGCACCAUGUGGGAAGUGUGGGUUCUGGAGCAUGUAGCCUGGCGUGGGAAGGGACGUAGGGGAAGUGUGAAGAUGGAAGAGUGUUAUAACCCUGGCAGAUGAAACCAAGCGCAGAAGCAACAAAAGAGGCCUGGCCUUCGCAAGUCAGAUCCAGAUACCUGGCAGGAGAGAUCCUGUCAUGUCCCAGGGAAUUGCAGAUGGGCCGUCUACAUCCUUCCACCUGCCCUUAGAUCUCCAUUUUUAUCAAAUAGUUCAUUGCAUUUUGAUGUUUUGGGUUUUUGCCUUCAUCUUUCCCUUCCCCUUCAAAUCCUUUAAUGAUAAGAAAAACAAGUGGAGUUUGGUGCAAGCUAAACUUUUUAAAUGGUGUGGAAAUGCAAAUAAUACCAAGUAAAAUAAUACAGAUAUUAUUAAGAUUUUUGGUUUUGAGGUGUUGUAGAUAAGUGUAUUUAUGUGCCUAGUGGGGAAUUCAAUAUUAUGAAUAUUAAAAAAGGGGGCAAUAAAAGGUAUGUAAAAUAUGUAUGAAGAAAAGGUGUAUAAAAAUUUGCCCUUAUGCACGGAACUCUUGUUUCUAAGUGCCAAGCACAGAAAGCCGCUAAAUAAACUCUUUGCCAUUGUU
Eptesicus fuscus (big brown bat) is the source of this 3492-nucleotide messenger RNA. RefSeq names its product T-box transcription factor 15 (gene TBX15). Gene Ontology annotation, biological process: positive regulation of DNA-templated transcription; regulation of transcription by RNA polymerase II; cell fate specification. Gene Ontology annotation, molecular function: RNA polymerase II cis-regulatory region sequence-specific DNA binding; DNA-binding transcription factor activity, RNA polymerase II-specific. The transcript has 8 exons. Gene Ontology annotation, cellular component: nucleus. Lineage: Eukaryota; Metazoa; Chordata; Mammalia; Chiroptera; Vespertilionidae. The record is from RefSeq and is a predicted model, not a curated record. Bases 82 to 1890 code for a protein of 602 amino acids.